AUGUUUGAAGUGCCGGAUGCAAAGCGGGUCCGCCGCGAUGAGCUACAGUCGCCCGCCUCAUCACCACGGUCCUCACCAGAUCCAGACCUUGAAGCGCUCCUUCGUUCCAAAAUAAACACCCAAUUCACCUACACGACUGCCGAGAACGAUGCCGAUGAUGUCGCGCAAAGCGAUGAAGACGAGACAGAGCUGCGACUCUUCGCUGCGCCCGCAAAUGCCGCUCCACAAUCCCAUAGGAUCCGAAUUUCAUCCCCAGACGCCGAUAGCGGAGAGCCAGGACUGAUCUUGAAGAAACCACGGAGCUACUAUUUCGCCGACGAACCCACAAGCGACGAGGAACAAGAGUUCAGAGCGGCGGCUAUAGAUGGGAGGAGCGUCCUGGAGCUGUCGCAGCAGCCAUGGCCCGGUUGCGCCCUGCCGUGGAAGGUGCGCAAGAUAUCACCAGCUGGCAUGAGUAAGGAGGUACUGGUUGGCCAUCCUCCCAUUCUAGUCACCGUCGAGGAUAAGGCACCUAAGCGCACAAGGAAGGGCAAGAAGUCACGCAUAGCCAUUAGGAAGAAGCUACAGGAGGCAAAGGACAAGGAGAGCGAAGCAGCACGUCUUGCACGGGAGAAGGAAGAGGCCAAGCGCGAGAAGAACACACGGAGGAAUCGAGAAAAGAAGCUCAAGCAGAAGGCAAAGCAGCAAGCUAAGAAGGCAUCGGAUGGCGCUCCUGAAGGCGCCGCAGACGGAAUGGAUGGUGUGGAAGCUACCGCGACGGAGAACCAACCUGUUGGUGAUGAGUCGACAUGA
Messenger RNA from Alternaria atra, 792 nucleotides. RefSeq lists its product as uncharacterized. The coding region runs from base 1 to 792 and encodes 263 amino acids. The transcript has 2 exons. The record is from RefSeq and is a predicted model, not a curated record. Lineage: Eukaryota; Fungi; Ascomycota; Dothideomycetes; Pleosporales; Pleosporaceae.